This is a messenger RNA of Pistacia vera, 686 nucleotides long. RefSeq names its product zinc finger protein ZAT11-like. NCBI's taxonomy places the organism in Eukaryota, Viridiplantae, Streptophyta, Magnoliopsida, Sapindales, Anacardiaceae. Gene Ontology annotation, biological process: response to stress; response to chitin. Bases 57 to 524 code for a protein of 155 amino acids. The record is from RefSeq and is a predicted model, not a curated record. The transcript has a single exon.
AGUAGAGUAAAUCUUUUAGUUUUCAGAUUCAUCAAUUCAGUUCACACUUAAGCGUCAUGAAGAGAAGCAUUGCAGAAAUUGAAGGUGAAGUUAGAGCCAUGGACAUGGCCAAGUGUUUGAUGUUGCUCUCUAAGGUUGGCGAAACCGAUUCGGGAAACCGUGUCUUUACGUGCAAAACAUGCAACAGGGAGUUCUCGUCAUUUCAGGCGUUGGGCGGGCACAGAGCUAGUCACAAGAAGCCGAAAUUGAUGGGAGGAGAGUUAUUUGAUAAUUCCCAGAUGCCUGCUUCUCCUAAGAAGCCUAAAACACACGAGUGUUCGAUUUGUGGGCUUGAGUUUUCCAUCGGCCAAGCGCUUGGUGGCCACAUGAGGAGACACAGGGCUGCUAUGACUGGUGAUGCGUUGGUUACUCGGCCUCUUUUGCCGGUUCCAGUUCUGAAGAAAUCGAACAGUAGCAAGAGAGUUCUGUGCCUGGAUUUGAACUUGACGCCGUUCGAGAAUGAUUUUAAGUUAUGGGUGGCUUAGAUUAGUUUAUUGUAUCUUAGAUACUAGGUUUAGUUUCUUCUUCUUUGUAUUUACCAACUUGUUGGAAUUUUGUUCCGGUAUUUGUUCAUUUGUUUCUACCGACAGUCACAGAUAUAUAUUUUCGUUUAAUUUCUUGUAUAUGAUUCAGACUUGUUUCAGUGA